GUGGACGUGCCGAGAAUGCCGGCCUUCGACCACGUGCCGCUGCCCUACGACGGACCGAGCGCCGUCGAGAUCGCACGCAAGCGCGCCGAGUUCCUCAGCCCGUCCCUGUUUCAUUUCUACUCCAACCCCCUGAACAUUGUGGAGGGGAAGAAGCAGUACCUGUACGACGAGCACGGGCGGCGCUUCCUGGACGCGUUCGCCGGCAUCGCCACGGUGUGCUGCGGCCACAGCCACCCGGACAUCAUCGACGCGAUCACCGCGCAGGCCAGGCGCCUGCAGCACUCCACCGUGCUUUACCUCAACCAUGCCAUCGCCGACUUCGCCGAGGCGCUCGCCUCCAAGAUGCCUGGCGAUCUCAAGGUUGUCUUCUUCACCAACUCCGGCACGGAGGCGAACGAGCUCGCGAUCAUGAUGGCGCGGCUGUACACUGGCUCCCACGACAUCAUAUCUCUCAGGAACUCCUACCACGGCAACGCCUCGGGCACCAUGGGCGCCACCGCGCAGAAGAACUGGAAGUUCAAUGUUGUUCAGAGUGGGGUGCACCAUGCCGUGAACCCGGACCCCUACAGAGGCGCCUUCGGCUCCGACGCCGAGAAGUACGCGCGAGACGUGAAGGAGAUCAUCGAGUUCGGCACCACUGGCCACGUUGCUGGCUUCAUAUCCGAAGCUAUCCAGGGCGUUGGUGGGAUCGUCGAGGUGGCGCCAGGCUACCUGCCACUCGCCUACGACACGGUGAGGAAGGCCGGCGGCCUCUGCAUCGCCGACGAGGUUCAGGCAGGCUUCGCGCGCGUCGGCAGCCACUUCUGGGGGUUCGAGACCCACGGCGUGAUCCCCGACAUCGUAACCAUGGCAAAGGGCAUCGGCAACGGCAUCCCUCUGGGCGCCGUGGUGACGACGCCGGAGAUCGCGCAGGUCCUGACACGGCGCUGCUACUUCAACACCUUCGGAGGAAACCCGCUCUGCACCGCCGGCGGGCUCGCCGUCCUCAAGGUGCUCGAGAAGGAGAGGCUCCAGGAGAACGCCUUCAUCGUCGGCUCCUACCUCAAAGACCGCCUCCGCGGUCUCCAGGAGAAGCACGACAUCAUUGGUGAUGUGAGGGGAACAGGCUUCAUGCUUGGCGUCGAGCUUGUGACCGAUCGGCAGCUCAAGACUCCGGCGAAAGACGAGAUUUGCCAUGCCAUGGAGCACAUGAAAGAUAUGGGCGUUCUGGUCGGGAAAGGGGGAUUUUACGGGAAUGUUUUCAGGAUCACUCCCCCUCUGUGCUUCACCAAGGAAGAUGCUGAUUUCUUCGUCGAUGUCAUGGACAUUGCGCUAUCAAAACUCUGAGCUGCUGAACCAGAACUUGCCAUGUGGGGGUGGUACUGUAUAUAGGGAUAGGGGUCUUUGCCCAUGUCUGAGCAACUGAACUUCACCUGAAUUCGACUGAAGCAACCGCAGUUUACUUCAGAUUACCCUUUGAAAACCUAUAUUGUGUAAUGGUACAAUAGCUACCGGGCCGGGGUCCCUUUUGGUCAGAGGUCAGGUAUGAACACUUGAAAGAGACGUGUCCGAAAUCUGAU
Messenger RNA from Lolium rigidum, 1559 nucleotides. Its product is annotated as alanine--glyoxylate aminotransferase 2 homolog 3, mitochondrial-like. The transcript has 9 exons. The record is from RefSeq and is a predicted model, not a curated record. Gene Ontology annotation, cellular component: mitochondrion. NCBI's taxonomy places the organism in Eukaryota, Viridiplantae, Streptophyta, Magnoliopsida, Poales, Poaceae. Gene Ontology annotation, molecular function: pyridoxal phosphate binding; transaminase activity. Bases 16 to 1326 code for a protein of 436 amino acids.